Messenger RNA from Penicillium oxalicum, 1590 nucleotides. Its product is annotated as serine/threonine protein kinase CDC7. The transcript has 3 exons. Gene Ontology annotation, biological process: mitotic DNA damage checkpoint signaling; protein phosphorylation. Bases 1 to 1590 code for a protein of 529 amino acids. Gene Ontology annotation, cellular component: nucleus. The record is from RefSeq and is a predicted model, not a curated record. Lineage: Eukaryota; Fungi; Ascomycota; Eurotiomycetes; Eurotiales; Aspergillaceae. Gene Ontology annotation, molecular function: protein serine/threonine kinase activity; ATP binding.
AUGACCACUCUCCGCGGGGCCCCCGCGGGAGUCUUUGAGCUAAAGCGCAGUAGUUCCGGACAAGGACUCCACGCAGGCACACCUCAAUACACAAUCGCAAAAGACGACAGCAGAACCAAUGAUGACACAUCACCGGCGGAGAGUGAACUUGAUGGGGAAGAGGAGGAAGAGGAAGAGGUCGACGAAACAGUGCGCGAGGACAUGAUUAAAUUGAAGAACACAUUUCCCGAAAUCGCGGAUCGAUUUCGAUUGAUCAACCGAAUUGGAGAAGGUUGGUUCUCUUCCAGCUCCGAGUGCAUGGCUUCUUGGAGAUUGUCCAAAAAAUAUAUGCUCACAAAAAUUUGCAUCAAAGGGACCUUUUCGACCGUCUACAAGGCCGAGGAUUUACAAUAUCAUUAUCACUACCGAAAAGAAUGGGAAAUCUUUGGCCAAGCGCAGGACCGGGAGGCUGAAGAAUGGGACAAUCCACCAAAUAAGCGACGAAAGACGACCGGUGACUCCAACGGACGAAAGAAGCCUCGGUACGUUGCGCUGAAGAAGAUCUACGUCACGAGUAGUCCCAUUCGCAUUCAGAACGAGUUGGAACUUCUUCACGACCUACGAGGAUGCAAGUCUGUUUGCCCUCUGAUCACAGCCUUCCGAUACCAAGAUCAGGUGGUGGCGGUCUUACCGUACUUUCCCCAUACGGACUUCCGCAUUCAAUAUCGCACUUUUAUGGUCGCCGACAUGCGGCACUAUUUAUGGUCACUGUUGACGGCGUUGAAAUCGGUACACGCGCAUGAAAUUAUCCACCGAGAUAUCAAACCAACUAAUUUCCUUUACAAUCCGGACUUGAAAGAGGGUGUUCUGGUUGACUUUGGUCUUGCCGAGCGCCAAGGCUCCGAAUACAGCAGCCCCUGUCUUUGUUCCCAUCAAAGCUACGUCCGUCGUGGUCGAAUACUGUCCAGUUAUUUCUCCAAAAACCCACCAUCGAACGGUAUCUCCAGCGGAUAUCCAAAAGCAGAUUCUCGACCGUCGCGGCGAGCAAACCGUGCUGGCACGCGAGGGUUCCGGGCCCCCGAAGUGCUGCUCAAGUGCACAUCUCAGACUACCAAGAUUGACAUGUGGUCCGUCGGAGUGAUCCUUCUCACCCUGCUGGGGCGACGAUUCCCCUUCUUCAACUCGGCCGAUGAUAUCGACGCGAUGAUUGAAAUGGCCAGUAUAUUUGGCACACGACGGAUGAAGGCGGCCGCCGCGAUGCACGGGCAAAUAUUCGAGACGAACCUACCGACGAUUGGAGAGAAAGGGUACAGCUGGGAAAAACUGGUGAAAUGGUCCAGUUGCGUGGAAGAUUUAACAGAGAGCGAGUCUCAGGCGACGCGCCUGCUUUCGGGACUCAUGGAGCUGGACCCAUCCAAGCGCCUGAGCGCGGAGGAAGCGCUCGAGCAUGAGUUCUUUACCGAGCCUAUCCUUCAUGACGUGGAAUGGGGGGGCCAUCCAGAGGAGAACAGUUUCGACGAGGAAGACGAAAUGGAUGAAGAAGCAGCUGCGGCGGCAGAAGAGGUGGACGAGCUCGAGAUGCUCCUCAAUCCUGAAAUGUAUGAUAAAUGA